Molecule: messenger RNA, 1687 nt
Organism: Cottoperca gobio
Lineage: Eukaryota; Metazoa; Chordata; Actinopteri; Perciformes; Bovichtidae
Gene: phlda1
Product: pleckstrin homology-like domain, family A, member 1
Exons: 2
Coding region: 207-668 (153 amino acids)
Biological process (GO): positive regulation of apoptotic process
Molecular function (GO): phosphatidylinositol phosphate binding
Source: RefSeq, a predicted model, not a curated record
GGGGCGGUGCACCUCCAGCAGACCCCUCCCACUCCCAAACCCCCCUCGCACGCUGUGACCAGCAGACAGACAGGCAGACAGGCAGGCAGCCUCCACUACAACCAGUACUACUCACCGCAGUUCCAGCAGCAGCUCAUGCCUCAGCCUGCUCCGGGAUAGACAGCCGUCCGUCUGUGCACAACCAGCCUGAAGCGUCCUGGUGAAAGAUGCUGGAAAACGAGAGGAAGGUGUUGAAGGAGGGUCUGCUGGAGAAGCGGAGCGACGGGCUGCUGCAGCUCUGGAAGAAGAAGCACUGCGUCCUGACCGAGGACGGCGUGCUGCUGCUGCCGCCCAAACAGCACGACCAGCCGCAGCACCACCAGCCGCACCACGGCGGCGGGGACGCGGGCAAAGUCAAGGAGCUGCACUUUGCAAACAUGAAGACGGUGGACUGCGUGGAGCGGAAGAGCAAAUACGUCUACUUCACGGUGGUCAUGAUGGAGGGCAAGGAGAUCGACUUCAGGUGCCCGCAGGACGAGGGCUGGAACGCGGAGAUCACCUUGCAGAUGGUCCAGUACAAGAACCGGCAGGCGAUCCUGGCCGUCAAGUCCACCCGCCAGAAGCAGCAGCUGCUCGUGGUGCAGAUGCCCGGACAGAAGACGGUCCGCAGCUCGCCAAACGUUGCGUGACCUGCGACGAGUCCCGCGGACAUUGGUGCACCUUUAGCGGUAAAACGGCUGCAGAGAAAGCGAGAUUGAAGGGUCCCCAGGUACGGGGCCACCUGGGGAUCCCCUUGCUGAACACGGACCCGUGUUUCUGUUUUAUUCCCUGGAUAUUUGUGCAAUGACUGAAGACGUCUGUUUGCACCAUAGGUUACACUCUUCCCUCACAGAGAAUAUUCUGAAAUCGUACAAAAUGUGGAUUUACUAUGUCGUAAAGAAAAGUUUGAGAGCCUCUGCUGCAGGCCUGCCCAUAUGUCCCCCUCGUGGAGGUGAAAUCCUCCGCAGGAAAAUGUUCUGGAUAUCCAUUCUCAGGCAGGUUUGAUAUUUCCAUACACGGAGGGCAUCUCCUCAUCCUUCCAUGUCUUUACGCGUGGAGAUCAAGAGAUGUCGCGUAAUUACUUUACAUCAAAACUGGAAACAUGAAUAUUUGUUUAUAUAAUCCAUCUAAAAUGAGAUUUAGUGAAUCAAUAUCGGAACAUGUUUAAGUCCACUGUGUUGAAAACUAGUAACAUUUGACUCUAAAUUACGCGUUAAAACGCACGGAUUGCGCACAAAGUUCAAAGCAGCUGAAUCCCCGAUGUUUUCACUUUAUGCACAUACAGUGGCUCUGACACUCCAACCUGGUGUGUGUGGCAGCUCAGACUGGUCAGUGAAAUAAACUUCUUUGUGUCUCUGGACUACAUUUCCAUGCACGUGGCUCUCUGUCACACGGUUAAUUGGACACUCAGCUGGAGGAUGAAUAUUGACUGGGGCUGCAUCCUCCUCCCCCCCCCCUGCAGCUUUACCACAGACCUCCCUUCUCCAGGAGAACCCCUCCUCCACGUGUCCUCAUUAAACCAGCGUCCCCUUUUCAACAGAGACUUAUUUCACAAAAGACUGAUGGACAAAAAGCAUGUGAGAAAACCAGUGUUCUCUACUGUUCGAUGGGUUUAUCCCUUAUUUAUUAGAUGUAUAUAUAUUUUCUAUAAAAAAUGUUAUGUUGUUGA